Aureobasidium musti is the source of this 3267-nucleotide messenger RNA. NCBI's taxonomy places the organism in Eukaryota, Fungi, Ascomycota, Dothideomycetes, Dothideales, Saccotheciaceae. The record is from the annotation of a GenBank genome assembly.
AUGUCCGCCAUGGCUCCCAAUAGCGACCGCGCUUCUACAAGCAGCUCGGCCUAUGCUGACUCGGGAAAAUAUGCAUCUUGGGCCAGGAGUAGCGAUGCUGGCAGCCGAUGGGGGAAAGACAAGGAAGACGCCAACAACCUGACCGUAUCACGCCGCCGAGGUCGCAAGUCAGGAGGCUUCUUGAUGGGAAAUCUCUUUCAACCAAGAGACAGCGAAGACGACAAACCCGAGUCGCUAUCCAAACAAUCACCACGAAAGCCCUCCAGACUGAGCCAGAAUGUCUCGACUCCGCCCAACAACACCGAUCCACCACCUUCGGUACCACAGGCUUCCUUAGAUCCGACGCAGCUAGUACAAAUGGCCCUCAGUCUCAGUGAGGGUCGACGCCGUCAUGUUAGUGCUAACUUGCAAGUCCCUGCUGCUUCGACCGACAAGCGUCGCGUACGGUCUAGUGGUGCUCCUGUCGUACAUGUGUCCCCGGGCUCUCCUAUGGGCAACGACCUUCUACAACCUAAUUCCCCCGGCGAUUCUGGUUACCGCGCAUCCACCGAAGAUGACGCUAGCUUCAUGACUGGAGAAGACGUUACCUAUGAAUUCUCUCCAGCAACCCUCCAUCGCGCCGAGCGAGCACGCAAGUUCUUUGAGCUGUCGUCCGAGUAUAGACGCUUGUUGACAACCCUUCCGCCCCUGAAGCCUGCCGCCUCUGCUUCGUCUCCCCGCUCUGGAGCAAGUCAGAAAGAGCUAGGGAGAGAGUACAAUCCACUGCAACUCUUGCGCAACCGCAAGGCCCGGCAUCGCGAGCAACGACCUCUUGACCCACCAGUUGAAGCCUACGACAAUCUACCCAAAGUCAAGAGCUAUAUCGACGAGUUAGAACAUGAAGCCAAUGACCCAACCUACAAAUCCACCCUGGACACAUCUCUCCUGCCAACUUUCCGUCGACCCAGCCGCGGUCAGGAUGAUCCGCCUAACCAAGUUACUCGCUCCCACAAACGCACCGACACUGCCGCAACACGAAUCACACCCUCCGAAACUGGCUGGUCUUUUGGCCCUGCCGAAUUGUUGGCCGAUGCUGUCUGGCUGCUACAACCUGCAAACAGAGCAUGUAUAGAGAACAAGAACGGUCACAGAAUAUUCCCCCAACAACCUCGUUCGAGUUUCGACAGCGCUAGAAGCGGUAGGCAGAGUGGUGACAGCAGACCUUCCAUCUCGCGCACAAACACUUGGGGCGAUACUGUAAAGAGUGAGGAUGAAACUGAUCGAGGUCGCAUAAGAUCAAAGUUCCUCUCUCUGCGACAUGUCGACAACACUGCUCGCAAACACUUGUUCAGAAAUAGGUCACGCUCAAGUAGCAUGUCUAGUGCUACCUCGGCACGUCCUUCGAACCGUAAGAAACAAUUCCUGGGACCUGGAAGUGCUCCUGAUCUCGACAAUACUGGUCCGUUGGAGCGUCAGAUGAAAAAGUUGAUUGAAAAGGAGACUUUGGGCAUCGAAGAAGAUUCGCCCGAGCUGAUUUCGCCAGAUAAAUGGGACAGAGGUCAUGAACAGCCAAAUGAAAAGACAAGUGCAUCGCCAAAUCUGGCCGAUAGUCCGUCUGUCAACAAUCACCAGCGAAAUAACUCCUCCAAAACCGAUGAACCCGGUACGCAUGAUGAUCGUGCUCGCUCCUCGUUCGAUGAUUCUACUGCUCCUAGCUCCCCGAUCAUCGCCAAUCACAUCCCUUCGUUUGGUAUGAGUUUGUCGCCUCCCACGAGUCGCCAAAGCUCGCCAGAGAGGAGAUUUGGUUUAUUCAGGUCUGGCAGAAAUGCUUCUGAUGACAAAGUCCAUCGCACAGACUUUGCUACCGCCAGUCUCGGCAAUCUUGCCAACUCCCGCCAUGUAAGCGACAAUGUCAAUCCGUCUCGCUCUAGUAUGGACUCCCUCCGUCCACCUGCUCCCGGCAUCAAACGCCACAAAACCUCAAACAGCAUAACCAGUACAUUAUUGAGUCCAGGCCGCCGGAUGUCCAAGGAUGUUGGUGUUGGUCGCUUCUUCAAGGGUGGUCUUAUUGGAGAUUUGGUUCGCUCGGAUAGUUCUCGUCAGAACGAGAAGACUCGUAAGAAGGAUCAACAGAUCACCUCCGAAAUGUCUGACUCGGAGGCGGAGACCGAAGAACAAGAUGAGAAUCGACCACGCAAGAUGCCACCUGUGAAUAGGUCGAAUUCUAUACUUGUCGGGGCUACCCCAAAGCAGAAAGAAAAGGAGCGACAGAAGCUAAACAACUCAAAUCUGCCAUCCUUCAAGCCGAUCAAUCGCAUUGCGGAAAGCGAUGUAGAAGAAGACCACAUUGCCCGACAAAGCAAGUUGCACAAAGAGGAAAGCAGAUCGUCCAGAUUCGACAAACUGGCUCCUCCUCGUAUUCACCUUCCUUCUCGAGGUAGAUCAUCGCCUUCGGUGUCACCAACCCGAAAAACACCUAUCUCACGCAACUCCAGCUAUGGCGGCGAACAUAGCGAACAGGAUGUGCUAGGUCCCCUACGCAAGAUCCGUCAACCCGGUGCAUUUGAAGCGAACCUACCAACAGCUGAAAACGCUUCUCCAUCUCAAUCACGACACUCAUCACCUUCAAAAAGACAUUGGAGCAUUUCAGACCGCCACGGCGAAAAUCAGGAAACAGAAUCGACAAUGGUGACUUCUCUCGACAUCGCUCGAGUGCGUGCUCUCUACCUCAGCAGCGGCAUCAAAGCCCACGAGAUUGUCCAUCGUGUCAACAGCAUCGCAGAUCCACCUUCGCAAUUCUUCAUUGCCGCUGCAAAGACGUCAAACCAAGGCAUUCAUCCAGUGCAAGUCAAGGAAGAGUUUACAGUUGCUGCACGCAUGCUACACAAGACGAUCAAAGAUCAAACAAUGUCUCUCUCCAAACAACUUACCUCUUUCCGCCAAAACCAACUUCCAGGCUUGCACGACAGACUAGCAGAUCUACGCAUCAAAGUAGACGAGAAGUUUACUCCUCUAGUCCACUCUACAGCCGACGAAGCAGACGCUUUCACCGUAGCACUUACCACACAACACACCCUAGCCAUCAAACAAGUCAACGAUGCCAUCGACAACGUCCUCCGCCGCCGCAGGAGAAAACUCAUCUUCCUCCAAAAAGCAACUUUUACAGUGCUGGAAUGGAUUGUGUUGGGAUUGUUGUGGGGAGUGUGGUUUGUGGUUAUCAUCAUUCGCUUUUUCAGAAGUUUGUUUUCUGGUGUUGUUGGUGGUGUUAGGUGGAUGCUUUGGUUGUAG